AUGGAUAUUAAUAAUAUUAUGGAAGAGGUACAGGCCAUUAAGGUUUUGCCUCAUAUGAUGUUCAAUGCUUCUAAACUUAAAGUAUUAAGUGAUUAUGUGAAUGUAGCUUUUGAAAAUAACGAAUAUUACGAUAACGAUGUCAUGCUAACUUUGUUGAGAUUGUUUUGUUUAUAUCCCCAUUGUUAUGAUAAAGAUAUAAUUAAGAAAAUAUUGAUAUGCGUUUUAUAUAAUAUAAAUAAUGUAGAUAUGAAUAUGUAUAUGAGUUUAAUAAAUUCAAGUUUAUAUGAUGAUAAUAUAAAAAGUGUUAUAUAUAUAUAUGAACUAAUUAAAAAUUGUCAGUAUAAAAAAUUAUGGAAUUGUAUAAAUAAUAAUAUAGGUAAUGAAUAUAAUAAUUGUGAUUAUUCAUAUUUAAAGAAUGAUAAGAAUUUUAUUUGUAAUAUUAGAAAAUAUAUUUUAAAUACCAUCUCAAUAAGUUUUGAAAGUAUAUAUUUAAAAAACAUGUCAGAAUAUUUAAAUAUUCAAGACAAUACACAACUUGAACAAUUUUUAAAUGAAAAUAAAUGGACCAUUAAAAUGAUUAAUCACAAAGGAAAGGAUGAACAAAUAUGUUAUAAUGGAAAUAUAGAAACGGUUCAGAAUAAAAAAAAUAUAAAUACUUAUUUUACUGAGGAUAAUAUAGGAUCCUACAUAACAAAACUUAACCAUUAA
Plasmodium falciparum 3D7 is the source of this 708-nucleotide messenger RNA. It is a transcript of the gene EIF3K, whose product is annotated as putative eukaryotic translation initiation factor 3 subunit K. NCBI's taxonomy places the organism in Eukaryota, Apicomplexa, Aconoidasida, Haemosporida, Plasmodiidae. The record is from RefSeq and is a predicted model, not a curated record.